AUGGGUGAAAAAGGUGAAACUCCACAACAACAAGAUCACUAUGAUUCCUCUUCUCCUAAAGACCCACUUGAUGAUUCUUUAGAAACAAGGUCUCACGGCGGUAGCCACCACCACCACGGCCACCAUCACCAUCUCCACCGUCGCCACCAACACCAACAUCAUGAUUCGUCUCUCAUUGUUGCCACUCCUUUCAUCUCAACGCCACUUUAUCUUUCCACUACAGCUACUCCAACUACGACGGCGUUUGAGGCUGUGAACCCAAAGCGGACUAGAUACACGGCGGGACAGUGGAAGCUUCUCCCAUCUCCAACCACCUCUCAGCCGGCGAUACCUGUGGUUGGGAGUGAUUCUAGUGCAUCUCCUUCGCAGCGUCGUCCGGGUGCCACGUCAAAUGUUGGCCCUGCGUCUUCUUCGGAUACGACAUCAUCUCCUUCUCAUUCACCGCUGCCGGCGAGAAGUAAAGGAGAAGGGGAAUCUCAAAACCAGGCACAAUAUAGAAAGGGAAAGUAUGUCAGCCCAGUUUGGAAACCCAAUGAGAUGUUGUGGUUAGCUAGGGCUUGGAGAGUUCAAUAUCAAGGUGGUGGAUCGUCUAAUGAAAUUGUUGGUGGGACUGUAGUAGGUCAAGGAGGAAGAGGAAUUGGAAAAACGAGAGCGGAUAAAGAUAGAGAAGUGGCUGAGUAUCUCCAAAAACAUGGGGUUAAUAGAGAUGCAAAAACAGCAGGAACGAAAUGGGACAAUAUGUUGGGUGAAUUUAGGAAGGUUUAUGAAUGGGAAAGAGGAGGAGAGAGAGAGCAAUUAGUUGGUAAAAGUUACUUUCGUCUUUCACCUUAUGAGAGGAAACUUCAUAGACUUCCUGCCUCUUUUGAUGAACAGGUUUUUGAAGAGCUUUCUCAAUUUAUGGGCUCCAAAAUGAGAAACAAACCAACCCCAAUUCUUCCUUUAACUACAUCCCUCCCCCCUCCUCCUCCUUUUCGAGAUCAUCAUAAUCAACUCCCUCUUUCGAGUCGUGCAAAAGAAGUAUUUGGAGUUGAUUAUGGCUCGGUUGAUGCGAGUUGUCAUCGUCGAAUUGGAAAAGUAAGAAUGGUAUGGGAGGAGUCGGUGAGUUUGUGGGGUGAAGAUCAAGGAGUUGGUGGUGAUCAAGAGCAUAGAUUAGGAGGGAGGAUUAGAGUUGAAGGGUGUGGGUUUUUAAAUGCUGAAGAGCUAACUUUCUUUGAUGAAUCAAUGGUUGCUUGCACAUUGGAAUCUUAUGAUCAUGGCCCUCUCAAAGGCUUUUCUGUUGAUAGAUUUGUUUCAGGACAGCAAAUCAAAGUGUUUGGCAGAAGAAAACCCCCUUCUCUUACAUCUCCUUUUUACACUUCCACUGCUCCUCCUCAUAGACUCUCUAUUCUUCACUCAACUGAACUGCCUUCAAGAUCAAAUACUUCAUGGGAUUAUCAAGAUCCAACCGAAUACUAUGUCGGGUGUCUACGAAUCCCACCGACAUCUCUUCCGAGCUUAUCGGAGCUCUCAUGGCACAUACAAGACCCGCCAUCUGAGGAGCUACGAUUUCCCAUUAGAAAAGACGCAUACGCAUACUUACCGCAAGGUAAAGAGGUUAUGUUUACAACCACAACCGAAAUGUUAGAUUGCAAAUCAUUCAUUUAUGAGAUUAUAUGCCCUAUCAUACGUACCAACCCUUGUAUUGCCACCCCAUCAAGUCGAGACUCAUUCAUAAGCCUUUGGGAUGAUUGCAUUAACCGCCUUGUUUCAGAAUUUUGUUGCAUGGAAAUGCAAUUAAUUCGUAAGCCAAGUAAUCCCCCAUCAUCUUCAUCCACCACCACCGACAAUUUGCUAGAUGAAUGGCCAAAUAUAACGGGUUUCAUAAAAAAAUUUUGUUUAUGGAGAGGUGAAGAAACCGAUCAAAUCAAAGAUAAUGGUCUCAAUAAUAACCCUUCUAGCUCUUUAGUGGAUAAGCUUCUUUGGACUUACUUAGACAUUCCUUAUGUAUUGGGAUACUAUGCAAUAGGUUAUUUGGUCACAUUUUGUGCACUAAGUCGUGGACAAGAUAAUAGAAUCAUCCGAACUGAUUUGUAUUCAUUAGAUUUAUCAUCUCCUAGUGAGAGACUCAAGGCCUUAGUUCCAUGUUAUAGAAUUGGUGGGAUUCUAACAUUGUUAGCUGAGCAAUGCAACAAAUUGGGAGUUUCAAGUGAUUUUGAGAGAAUUGAUGUGGGAAACGGAAUUGUAGUGGAAAUGACACCAAAUCUAGUCACCAAAUUUUUCUCAUGCAGAAGAAAAUGGACGGCAGUGAAAGAGAUUUAUGAUUUCUUGGAUCAAAGAAUCCCACAUUCGGAGUACAUAAUUGGAUCAAUCGAAAAAGAUUUAGCAUUGGUUUUUAAGCCAAGGGUUUGCAAAUUGAGACCAACAAGUUACGAGCAAUUAAUUGAAGCAUUGAAGAAUGUAACAAAAGCACUUGUGGCAUUACAUGAUUUGUGUUUCAUGCAUAGAGACAUUUGUUGGGAAAAGGUGAUGAAAAAAGGAAGGGAUCAUAACGAUGAAGAUGAAAAUGAAGAAGAUGAAGAAAUGAAAAGGGUAAAAGGAGAAUGGAUUUUAUGUGGGUUUGAAGAGGCGGUGGGAGCCCCGCAGAUAUACCCGUACACGGCGGCGAGUGGGAGACACGCGCCGGAGAUGGGAAGGGGUUUGCAUGGAGUGAAAGUGGAUAUGUGGGGAGUGGGAUAUUUGAUUCAAACUUGUGGGUUAAUUGGGAUUCCAAAGAUGUUAAUGGAGCUUCAAAAUAGGUGUAUGGAUCAGAAUCCUGAACACCGGCCAACCGCCGCCGACUGUUACCACCACCUGCUGCAGCUUCAGUCGUCACUGUCCGGGGCAGCCGGUGGAAGUGGUGGUUUGAUGUGACAGGGUGUGUUAAAAAGAUCGAUUUUUUUUUUCUUUUUUUCACUUUUUCGUUGUUGGAUUUUGAUGGGUUUGUUUGUUGAGAGAAUCUAAAAUUGGUUUUUUUUUUUUUUCAACCUUAAAAUUAAAAAAAAAAAAAACAAAAAACGAAAAGGUGAUUGAAACAAGAAGUGGGUUUCUAGUAAAAUUCCGGUCUUUCAGCUCAAGCUUCGAAAAAUGGCGGCUGUUUUUCUGAUUCUUCCCGUUUAGUUUAAUCAGAUCAAAUCAGCCAAUUUUCAGGACUGAUGUGUAAGUUCAACAGUGUUUUUUAUUAAUUUUUUUCCCCACUUUUCUUCACGCUUUUUUAGAUCAAAUCACUCCCUAUACAU
Messenger RNA from Cucumis melo (muskmelon), 3254 nucleotides. RefSeq lists its product as uncharacterized. NCBI's taxonomy places the organism in Eukaryota, Viridiplantae, Streptophyta, Magnoliopsida, Cucurbitales, Cucurbitaceae. The transcript is spliced from 5 exons. The record is from RefSeq and is a predicted model, not a curated record. Bases 1 to 2889 code for a protein of 962 amino acids.